Messenger RNA from Macadamia integrifolia, 1363 nucleotides. RefSeq lists its product as uncharacterized. Bases 52 to 1119 code for a protein of 355 amino acids. The record is from RefSeq and is a predicted model, not a curated record. NCBI's taxonomy places the organism in Eukaryota, Viridiplantae, Streptophyta, Magnoliopsida, Proteales, Proteaceae. The transcript has a single exon.
GGAAGCGGAGAUCAAGAAUUCAAGAUCAGAGUUCAGAAAUCGAGAAGAGAAAUGGAAGUAGCAGUAACGGGACCGGACUUUGGGGAUUUCAACUUCGAGAGCGCUUGUUCUACACCUUACAUUAGUGCUCCUUCUACUCCCAAGCGUUUCGGGGAGUUCUACCGCAGCGCUCCCACUAGCCCUGCUCAUGCCUCCGACUUCAAUGGCUCAGGAAUCAUAGGGGGGCGGGGGUCUACUUCUGGAAUUCCAUUUGGCUGGGAAGAGAAGACCGGGAGGCUCAAAUCCAAGGCAAUCGAAGACGAUGGAGAUACUUUCUAUGACGACGAGUUCGCCUUCAAUUUCAGUGGUCAGAUGGAAAGAACCUCUCUUUCUGCCGAGGAGCUUUUCGAUGGGGGCGUAAUCCGACCGCUGACGCCCUCUACAGGUCUACAAUUCGGUGACCAGUCUUCAACUCGGAAUACCUAUGUUUCAUCGCCCAAAUCGCCCAGAUCACCCAUCUCUCAGGGGAAGAAGAUGAUCCGUGACGUGUUCUCGCCAAAGCAGAAGAAAAAUUUGGACUCAUUCUCGGCUGCAAUGGAAGAACCACGAAAAGGGUCGGAUCAAUCUCAGAAUCGAGGCAGAGAAAGAGUACCCGUUCCGAUGUCUUCCAGGUCUGGGCGUAGAGGGACUAGGUCACUCUCUCCCUAUAGAGUCCCAGAACUCGAAUUGGAAGAACAACAACAACAACAACAACAACAUCAGCAAGAGAAUACGAAGUCAGCAUCAUCAAUUUCGAAACAAUCUUCGUCUUCGUCUUCAUCUUCUUCUUCGUCAUCCGGCUCUAGAAAAUGGAGAUUAAGGGAUUUGCUAUUGUUUCGAAGCGCAUCAGAAGGUAGAGCAUCAGAGAAGGACCCAUUAAGGAAAUACACGUCUUUGCCUAAGAAACACCAGGAAUCUACCGAAGGCAUUGGCUCGCCGGCGAGGUCUAGCCCGAGGAGGAAAGGACCGGUUUCACCUCACGAGUUGCAUUACGUGGCGAACAGGGCCGUUGCAGAGGACAUGAAGAAGAAGACCUUCUUACCAUACAAGCAAAGGCUAUUGAGCGUGUCCAAGGGCUUUGGUUAUUUUACAAGAGGUUGAGCAAUUGAUAAUGGCCUUUACGGUAUCUCCAUUGUUAUGGGUUACAGAGUCCAUGGACGCCGUGCAGCUGAGCUUGGGUUAUUGACUUAGAUUUUUUUUUUUGAAAAAAAAUGUUCUUCCUUGAACUGUAGAAGCCACGAGUGAGGGAAGAACAAUCUGAAAUUGUUUCGUUCUUUUUACCUUGUAAUUUUUUUUGUUCAGGAAAAUAAAGUUAAAUUUAUACAUACAAAACCAGUUUAUUUGA